AUGCAAGAGAAAUCACGUGAGGACAGGCGAAGAAGUCAACGACUUAAGGAACGUAGAGAAAGAGCAUAUGUGCGACGAAAUCAACAAUCUGCAAGUGAAAUUGAGACAAGAAGAGCACGCAAUGCUGCUUCCAUGCGUGCACGCAGAGCAGUCCAAACAUCUGAAGAUAUUCUCCAUCAACGUGAAUCAAAUACUGCUCGAAUGCGUAUAUUGAGAGAAAUUCAUGUUUCUAAUAAUAAUGAUGCAGCAUCAAUUAUUCCUGCCAUUGCUCCUUCCGUCUCUUUACAUAUUGAUUCUUUACCGACAGCACUAUAUCCAUUUCAACCAGAUACUCUAAAGCGACAUCGUCUGGGUAGAAUGGAUCAAAUAUGUCAAAAUUGUGGUGCUAGCAUGUGGUUGGAAGAGAGAAAGGCAAAUUCAAGGAAACGUUCACCUAUUUUUACAGGUUGUUGCGCAGAAGGCAAGGUUAUUCUUCCAGCUCUACAGAAUCCCCCAUCUGUACUAUAUAUGCUUCUUACUGGUGCUGAUACUAGAGCACGCAACUUCCGUCAGUUAAUUCGAUCAUACAAUUCAGCCUUGGCCUUUACCUCCAUAGGUGCGAAUAUUGUUUCAGGUGUUUAUACAUUCCGCAUCCAUGGAGAGUUAUAUCAUAGCAUUGGAUCUCUUUUACCUGUUCAAGGUGCAGAUUCUCCGCAUUUUACUCAGCUUUAUAUUUAUGACACAGAGCAUGAAGUGCAGAAUAGAAUGAAUGUGAUGCCCUCUCUAGAUGCUACUGUACUUACGGAUUUGCAGAGAAUGCUGGAUUUAAUAAAUCCAUAUGUUGGAGUUUUUCGACAAGUGCGUGAUAUAUUAACACAGGAACCUGCUACAAUGCUUUCAAUGGUAGUCAAGGCAGACAGGAAUAUAGAUUCACGACGCUAUAAUAUACCAACUGCCAGUGAGGUAGCAGUUAUUAUGGUAGGAAAUGGUCAAGAAACUGAGCCUUCUCAUCGUGAUAUUGUGGUUAAUCUUCGAGAUGGAAAUAUUCAACGAAUUUCAGAACUUCACAGAUCUUACAUUCCUUUGCAUUAUGUAUUGCUAUUUCCAAGAGGCGAAGAUGGCUGGCAUCCAUGGAUUCCUUUUCGUGAUAUACAAAUUGAUAUAGUAAUUAAUAUAAAUCAGGAUAAUACAAAUCAGGGUGAAAAUAAUGAAAAUAGUUCUGAGAGCGAGGAUGAUAACCUACAUGUGACAAAGCGUAAGUAUGUUACACUUAUGCAGUUCUAUUCAUAUUAUUUACAAAAUCGCUUGAAUUUCGUGAAAGCUAAUCAGAAAAAGAUCCGUGCAGAACUCUAUCAAGGCUUACAGGAUGCUAUUUGUAAUAUGGAUGAACUGAAAGAUGGAGGAACAGGCGAAAACCUUG
Molecule: messenger RNA, 1399 nt
Organism: Acaulospora morrowiae
Lineage: Eukaryota; Fungi; Glomeromycota; Glomeromycetes; Diversisporales; Acaulosporaceae
Source: the annotation of a GenBank genome assembly